Messenger RNA from Fusarium tjaetaba, 1956 nucleotides. RefSeq lists its product as uncharacterized. Lineage: Eukaryota; Fungi; Ascomycota; Sordariomycetes; Hypocreales; Nectriaceae. The coding region runs from base 1 to 1956 and encodes 651 amino acids. The transcript has 6 exons. The record is from RefSeq and is a predicted model, not a curated record.
AUGACCGAACGCAACCAACGAACGCUCAUAAUUAACUCUCAACAGCUGAACCAGAGGCUGCUCCAGAUAAACGGUUCCAUCUAUCAGCCCUAUACGCAAAUUGUCGUGAUAGAUAGCAACUAUGGAGAUUGCAAUGUCGUAGAUAUCUGCAAAGCCAAAAUCAAUCCCCAGACAGGAGCCUAUCAACCCUUCAUUGACGGCGGCUCGUCAUACUCACGGUCUAUCAUUGACGUUGGGUACGGAACUACACCCUACAACACUUUACUUACAGUCUUGGAGAAAGUCGGACAGCCGAAGUUCAAGUUUCCCACUGGGGUUUUCGAAAAUGAGCCGGCCAAGUAUGACGAAGCGUUGGUUGAUAUGCUGCAGUUCUCGCAUAUAGAUGAGGAUCACUGUGGGAAAGAAAGCUUGGAGAACUACUUCAGCCUACAACCUGUUGUUCCUCAAGGCAAGAAAUCAAGACCCAGGCCCCUCAACCCCACAAGUCUCGAGUGUAAGGACCAUGAAGACUGGAUUAUUGGACUCGGAGAUACAACAGAUUUCCGAUACAUGUAUUGGUUCUAUUACCAACUAUUGGAGAAAGAACACGAUGAACCAAAGGACGAGGACUGGGAGGAACUGGCGGAAGAGUCCCCCAAUCCCACGUUCACUCUGGAAGUCCCAUAUAAAAACUGCCUUUACGAAGACGAUGAGGAACUGAAAUACAAGUACCUGUGCGUGCAAGCUCACAUCUGUCUUCAGCGCUGGGGCAGGAUGGGUGUUGUAAAUGACUGGCAGAAUGUCAUGUGCAAGAAGCGAAAUGGCAACAACGCAAGUGAAGUGCCAGUUCAGUGGGAGGUCAUAACAACAUACAAAGUCAAUGCACCCCCAGGACGGGACCCAGAUGACCUCAUAUACGUCACAUUACCACCUGCAACGCUGAAGAAGGCUCAAGGAAUCAACUCUCCUCGAGAUUUCGCAAGGAUAAAAGAAGCACUACGAGAAUUAGAAGUUGCAGGUCAGAACCAACUAUGGAAUCCUGUGCCACUGUUACCCAUUAGCUUUCCUCCAAUACAGGGGAGCAGAUUAGAUCUCGAAAAUGGGGAUAUGUGGAACGUCGAAUUUGUCGGUCCAACAGAAGAGCUUUACGAUCAACUUCGGAAAGAAACAGCCAUUGCACGAUUCGAGACAGCCGAGACAAGAAACGGCGGCGAGUUUGGCCCGCACACGGAGGCGUCAGGUCAGCUUGUGAAAGGCGAAGAUAUCAAGAACCGUGCUAGCAUCAUUACCCUGUUUACCAGCGAGUUCACGAAGCCAGAGUUCAAGAUGUUAUUCACAGGCGACGCCCAUGACCGUAGCUGCGACAUUCAAAAUACGGUUAAUUCAUUCCUUGGGAACUACACAGAUAUUCAGGAGGUGCACGUUUUGAAGGUUCCACAUCACUGUUCCGAAAUUACAUCAGACACAAAUUUCUACCGCGCCAUACGCGCUCGUGUGUAUCUAAUUUGGUCUAACAUUUUUGUACCUAGUGGCCAGCAGAAGAAACACGGCAAUCCUUCCCUUACUACACUCCGCGCGAUUGCGCAGGGCUUUGAAAAGGACCAAGACGACUAUGAUCCCAGCGAGAUUCCGGCAUUCUUAUUUUUCUCUGAUCCUGGAUCGCUGGAUCCUGUUACUGUCAAGAUCGGAGGGAUAGAAGUCAAGACAAAGUCCAAUGUCUGGCAUCUUCUGAAUACAGCUGCCGAGCGGCCGUGGGUGCCGGAUCCAACCAGGCCGGAUCCAGACCGAGAUGUGUACAACUACCGCUGUUUUAGACUUAGAAAAAAGGCCAGUGCAGGCAAUGAGUCUUUUGGAAGGGUGGUGCUUGGACAUAACCAAGGCGGUGGAUUGUCAGUACAAUUUACGGUGGCGACCCGCGACAACGAGCCGAACACGGAAAUGCUCAAUGACUGGGUUGAAAUGAUGCCGGCUCCAUAA